GUAAACAAAUGGCCAUGUGAAAUGUGAAUUAUAGGAUAUAAUAACGUCUAGCCGUAAUAUUAUUAAAAUAAGUAAUAAGUUUAAGUAAUACUUCAUAUUCAACAGGAACAAAAAUGACGCAUCAGUUAGGACGUGUAGUUUCUCAGAUAUUAGGAAGACAUUUUGGUGAAAUAGUUCAGCAAGUUGGUAACGAUCUAUUCAUGUAUGGAAGUAAGACGAUUGGUAUGAUAGUGAAAACUACAGGUCUUCCGCGCACGCAGGUGAUUGAAAGUCUAAGAACUCUUCUGAAAUUUGAUUUGGCAACUUUUGAAGCUGAUGUCACUGUAGAAUAUAAAUUGAAUUCUGAAAAUAUUUUGUUGCUGAUAAGAUAUCCGAGAUAUCUACUGCAAAUGAAGAGUAAAUAUGGUAGUGAGGCAGAGAUGAUAGUUGAAGAGCUUCUUCAGCAAGCUUCAUGUACAGCCACUGUUCUGCUAGUGACGGUUAUGAAUAAAUAUAAGGAUGACAAGGAAAAAAACUUGAAUAUAGUCAACCUCAAGGACACAUUUAUCAGUCUAGCCACAGCGGGCUACAUUCAGCAAGCCCCCGUUGCCGAGCUUAAAGAUGGCAGUGAAAUACCCAUAUUAGUGCCAGUGGCAACCAUUGUCCCAGACCUCGAUGUAAGGGAUCUGAUGCAGGCUAUGACCUCCAAUUUAGCUGAUUGUAAAGAUAACACCUAUUGGAAAGUCAACUAUGACAGGUUUCACUUGGAUUUCCGAGAUGAUAUGAUGAUAAAAGCAAUCACGCGAAGAAUUGAUGAAAACGCGGGCGAGCUGAUGCGGCUGAUGCUGGAACAGAUGUACCUGUCGUCGUCUGCGUGGGCGGUGGAGUCGUCCCCCGCGGCCGCCUGCGACCUGCGGGACCUCGCCCUGCGCGUGCACGACCGCCCGCUGCUGCACGCGCACGUCGACCACUACCUCAAAGUCCUAGAGGAAAACGGAGCUAGCUUUAUCCGCCGCGCCGGAGACGCCGGCGGCGGCCAGUACGUCGUGCGCACCAAACGAGCCGCCGAGCAGCUGCUCGAGGCGCUGCUCGACCACACCGUCACCGAGAGGCUCGGCUCCAAGGCCGCUAGGAUAUUCCGAUUGAUUCGGUCGAAAAAGUACAUAGAAGAGGAAGAUAUACAGAAAAACGCAAUGUUACCGAACAAGGAGUGCAAGGAACUGACGUACAAGUUGCUCGAGGAACAUCUUAUAAGCGUGCAGCCGAUGAGAAAAGCUGCGUCCGCCGGCGGGUCGGCGAAGGCGAUUUAUUUAUAUCACGUAAAGUUAUAUGAUGCGGCGCACGCGGCGCGCGAGCUGUGCCUGCGCGCCGUGCACAACGUGUCGCGCGUGUCGAGCGCCACGCGCGCCGCGCACGCGCGCCUGCUGGACAAGCAGCGCCGCGUGCGCUCCAUCGUGCACGGCAUGCGCGUGCGCGGGGAGCCGCAGCAGAACAUCGACGACGUGCUGGAGACGCUGACGCCGCCCGAGCUGUCGGCGGUGUCGGGCGCGGAGCGACGCCUGCGCGCGCUGUCGGCGGCCGAGCUCGAGCUGGACCGCGCGCUGUUCCUCAUCUCCUGCUACUUCGCCUUCCCGCGGUAACUGAGACGCUGGCCCCGCUCCGACAUGUUCAGCUACACGACAACUUUAAGUUGCUCACUAGUCCGCCACGAAACCGAAAAUCAGUGUUGUGACGUCAGCAGCUCGAUAUUACUUCUUCGAGAGUACUAUUUAUAUGAUGAAAUCAGAAUUCGCUCACGCUGAGGUUUCAAGACUGAUAGCUUACGAGCCUCAUCUGUAUAAACUUCAACGAAUGACAAUUUACUACUUAAUGUGCUAUUUUAGAAUACUUUAUUGUAUGUAACUGAUUUCAGAAAUGUUGUUUCAUCGAAAAGUUAAGUUAACUUUCAUCUUGUCCUACUUCAC
This is a messenger RNA of Vanessa atalanta (red admiral), 1943 nucleotides long. RefSeq names its product DNA-directed RNA polymerase III subunit RPC3 (gene Polr3C). The record is from RefSeq and is a predicted model, not a curated record. Gene Ontology annotation, biological process: DNA-templated transcription. The transcript has 11 exons. The coding region runs from base 114 to 1619 and encodes 501 amino acids. Gene Ontology annotation, molecular function: single-stranded DNA binding. Lineage: Eukaryota; Metazoa; Arthropoda; Insecta; Lepidoptera; Nymphalidae. Gene Ontology annotation, cellular component: RNA polymerase III complex.